GAACGGUAACGCUCUGGAAACGCUCGGGUUCUGGUCGCCGUCCUGAUCAACAGCAGGAACAUCAGGAGCUGAAGAGAAACGAAAGUGAAGCUGUUGUGACGGGAGACGCCGUCGUGUCGGUGUCCAGGGUUUGAAUCAGACUUUUAAAAUCACCACCGCGUUGGAUUGCGUUUUUUGGUUAGCGUCAGGUUCACUGUGCGUCUUCGGACCACGGUGAGAAUAAAAACAAGCUGCGUUCAAGUUCACUCCGAGGCUGCUUUACAGACGGACCGUUUUCUCACCGCUACGUUGUCAUAUUUACAGGCUUCAGACUCUUUAAACAUGGCUUCAGGUGGGAAACGUUACGAGUGGCAGAUGCAGGUUGGAGGUGAGUGGCUGCCAAUUGAUAACGACCAUGUGAUAGAGAGCCACUACUGCCGCCCUGGAGCUAAAGGAAUCAGCCUCAACACUCAGCACGGGAAGGUAUUCAUAGACUUUGACGACCUCCAGACGACAGACCCGGCUCUAAAGGUCCAGAGGGUCACGUUCCUGCCUCAGGGUCAGGCUGAAGACGUCGGCUGGUACUUCAGAGAUGACAUCCUGUGGCGCGAGUAUGGGUCACAGGGCUCGUCCAUGGCGUCCUCCUCCGUCAACAGCAGGGACGUGGAGCAGCAGUACAUUCUGAACUCACAGGGAACCUUCAGAUUCAGGGUGGGCUCCACCGGCUACAGGCUCGACUUCUCCAACAUGGCACAGUUAAACUGCAACACAGGCCUGCGCAGGAACGUACGCAGGCGUCCAAAAUUCACCCCCGCCCCAGUGAGCCACAACCCCGCAUCAGCUCCCCCCGUGACUCCCCCCUCCCAGCUCCCAGGUGGAGGCUACAAGUGGGAGUUCAUGGGCGAAGAAGGAGUGUGGACUGAAUACCAAGCUCAUAUAUGUUCGUUUAACAGUGCUGCUAUCGAGGCCCAGUACCAGCUCAACCCUCAGGGACAGCUCCUCUUCAGUAUCAGGAGGUUCUCGUACACACUGGACUUCUCAAGAAUGUGUCAGAUCAAUAACAAAAUUGGGACAACAAGAGCAGUCAGGAGGACUUUGAACGAUGGGAGUCAACAAACCAGCGGUUUGGGAACACAGCCACGGUGGCAAUUCAAAGACAUUAAUGGAAUAUGGACCGAUUAUUCCAAAAGUACACGCCACUGCAGCGUUUCCAGUCCUGAAAUCGAGCUCCAGUACCAGCAGGACCCUUCAGGCAUUAUGAACUUCAAUACCAUGACCUUCUCCUAUGAGCUGGACUUUUCAGCCAUGACUCAGAGAAACCUGUCCACAAACACCACCAGAUCAGUACGACGACUUGACCAGUGACUGUGGGAUGAGAUCAGGUCUGGAGGUUGCGCUUAACUUAAUGUAUAUUUGGCCCAUGGGGUCACUGCUGAAGAACUAACUUACUGUACACAUAAAGUCAUUACAAGUAAUAGCAGGGAGACAGUCGCCUUCCCAUAAACACCUCCUGGGUUUGCGGAGCAAGUUAACCUUAGAUAUUUGCAGAAAUUAAGGUAAAACAAAAAAAACCUGCCUGUACUGCCUUUUAAGCCAUUUUGCAAGAUGCAACUCACAACAUAGUACAAAACCAAAGAAAAUCAACUUUGUUUCAUGUUUUUCUAUGACUGAAUAAAAAUGAUCUCUACUGCCCUGUAA
This is a messenger RNA of Betta splendens (Siamese fighting fish), 1677 nucleotides long. RefSeq lists its product as uncharacterized. NCBI's taxonomy places the organism in Eukaryota, Metazoa, Chordata, Actinopteri, Anabantiformes, Osphronemidae. The transcript has 11 exons. Gene Ontology annotation, molecular function: zinc ion binding. The record is from RefSeq and is a predicted model, not a curated record. Bases 322 to 1344 code for a protein of 340 amino acids.